Molecule: messenger RNA, 1734 nt
Organism: Dendroctonus ponderosae (mountain pine beetle)
Lineage: Eukaryota; Metazoa; Arthropoda; Insecta; Coleoptera; Curculionidae
Product: rRNA N6-adenosine-methyltransferase ZCCHC4
Exons: 6
Coding region: 206-1606 (466 amino acids)
Biological process (GO): rRNA methylation
Cellular component (GO): cytoplasm; nucleolus
Molecular function (GO): zinc ion binding; nucleic acid binding; rRNA (adenine-N6-)-methyltransferase activity
Source: RefSeq, a predicted model, not a curated record
CAUUGCUGCUCAUUAACAAGGAAGAGGCAUAUACGGAAAUUCAACAGUAUUUGAAGAUCUAGAUUGUUGUGUACGUAACUUCAGCAUAACCCCACUUAAGUUUGAUUGUUAUUGAAGCUGAUUUUUUUUUCAAUUUGUGGCGUAAAACUUUACGUUUAAAAAAUACCAAACUAUUUCACGUUUAUAUGAAAGUUGGAGACUUCAGAUGGGACCAGAUUUAAAAGCUGUUAAAUCUGAUAGAUGUACUGGUGUGGAUAUAAUUAUUGAGGACUUAAAAUCGCAUCCAUGUUGCCCUCAUGGCCCCACAUUGAUGUUUUCUAAGGAUGUGGGACAAGUUAAGAAGUACUUCUAUAGCUGUUCCGCAUGUAGAGAUAGAAAAUUAUGUAAUUUCUUCCUCUGGGCAGAUGAGAAGGAUAAAGUUUCCAAACAUAAACUAGAUGCUUGGGAGUGUGAGAGGAUAACAUUUUUAAAAGGAAUCAAUCAUCGCAGGCAGUUUUUAGCAUUUAAUAAGGUUUCAGCACUACCUGCCCCCAAAAGAUCGUUUUGCAAUACCUGUUCAAAAUUUAUAAUAGAAGACGAAUGCAAGCAUGCUGAACAUUCGAUAAUAUCGGAUAUAACAGAUAAUCAGUUGUCCCACCCUUCAGAAUUGCUUCCGCCGCUAGUGAAUGCCAAGAAAGAAGCCCAGUAUUUAUUCUCAAAAGAAUCUGUUAAGUUUCUUGUUGAUACCUUUUUAUCUUUAAACUACAAGUACGUUAUUUGCAUAGGAACACCAAGAAUACAUGAAUAUAUCCAAUCCUCUGUGAAAGGUUUAUCAAGCAUAUUACUAGACAUAGAUCGUAGAUAUCAUAAUUUCUUUGGACCUCUGGAGUUCUGCUGGUAUAAUUCCUUUAACAACCAUUUCUUUUUUAAAGAAGCUCAAUUGGGUUUUGAAGACUUUUUAAAAAGCAGCAGAGGAGAAAAUACGGUACUCGUAACAGACCCUCCUUUCGGGGGAAGGACAGAACCACUGGCACAAACGUUCUCUACUAUAAACAACAAAUACAAAUCACUAACGAAAGGAAAUGGAGAGUUACCAAUGUUUUGGAUUUUUCCAUACUUUAUGGAACCUCAGAUACAGAACUCCUUACCAGAGUUUCAAAUGGUUGAUUAUAAGGUAGAAUAUGAUAAUCAUCCACUGUUUCAUAAUGGAUCUAAAGGAAGAAAACAAGGGUCACCAGUUAGAAUUUUUACCAAUAUCAGUUGCAGUCAAAUUAAAUUGCCCCCUGACAACUACAGAUUUUGUCAUAAGUGCAAUAAAUGGGUAGCCAAGGAAAAUAAGCAUUGCAUGAUUUGUGCAAUAUGCCCAUCUAAAAAUGGACAAACCUACACUCAUUGUAAACUAUGCAAAAGGUGUGUGAAACCUAAUUGGAGACAUUGCAGUAAUUGCCAAAGAUGUGCUCAACUGAAUCACUUAUGUAAAGAAAUACAGUUUAAUGGAGUGUGCUUAACUUGUAAAAAGUUGGGUCAUAAGAAGGCAGACUGUCCAGAAGUAUACACAUUAAAUUCGUCCCACUCAAAGAGAAGGAAACAAUUUCAACAAUCCAAGUCCAAAAAACGAAAGCAUUAAACUUUAUUAACUUGGCUGGUUUAAUUUAAUAUAAAUAUGUAAGAAGGCUAUUUCGACAUUUUAUUUCCAACUGUUUAUUUACUAGCAUAUGUUAGAAAAUAACAAUAAAUUCAAAUUACUACCAUUUA